This is a messenger RNA of Penicillium macrosclerotiorum, 939 nucleotides long. Its product is annotated as cytochrome P450. The record is from RefSeq and is a predicted model, not a curated record. The transcript has 2 exons. NCBI's taxonomy places the organism in Eukaryota, Fungi, Ascomycota, Eurotiomycetes, Eurotiales, Aspergillaceae. Gene Ontology annotation, molecular function: heme binding; oxidoreductase activity, acting on paired donors, with incorporation or reduction of molecular oxygen; iron ion binding. Bases 1 to 939 code for a protein of 312 amino acids.
AUGGAUGCAAGUGAGGAUCAUAUGAAAGUUCGUCAGAAGUAUCCUCAAAUCUUGGGACCUCUAAUAUGGAGGUUUUCCUCCGCAGGUCGUUCUUUCAGGGAGACAACGGCAGCAGCAAAGAAGAUAUUGGUGCCGAAAAUUGAACUUCAAUUGAAUUGUAUCAAGAACCAGAAAGACGGCGCUGUGAAAAAAGGGGCAUAUUUUCUAUUGGAUCUUAUGAUUAAUCAAGCGACCAAAAAGCAGAAUGAUCUGAGUAAAAAGGAUCAAAGAAAGUUAUCGAACCUCAUCGUGGAUGAGGCUUUGUUCAUGCUACUGGAGUCCGGUCCUCCAGUAUUUUUCGUCACGACGUUUGUGUUAUGCGAAAUAAUGCGACACCCGGAAUAUAUAGGUCCUUUACGAACCGAAUUGACAGCUGCUCUAGCGUUAUUCCAGGGUGAAUGGAGCCUCAAAAUCUUCAAUCACACCCCAAGACUGGAGAGUUUUACCAAAGAGGUUCUUCGCCUUCGAAUUCCUCCUCUUUUGACUGGAACCCGAUAUGCGCUGAAGGACAUGCAUUUUCCAUCUUUGGGUACAACUGUGAAAGCCGGGAGCCAUGUGGCCUUAGCAUCCUUUUGUAUUCACUUGGAUCCAGAUCACUAUUCCGACCCGACCACAUUUGACGGCUAUCGCUUUUACAAUGCCGAUUCGGAGACCUAUAACACACGCAAUGCAGCAACACCUUCCGAGAAUUAUCUACCUUUUGGCAUAGGGGUUUCAACUUGUCCUGGAUCGUCGAUUGCAGUCCGGAUAUGCCAGCUUAUUAUCGGGAAACUUCUAAAUGACUACGACCUAGGAUCCAUGGAUGAAGACGUUCCUUUCAUCCAGUAUGCUCGAUGGUCCCAGACUCCCCUGCCUGGUCUUUCGAUGAAAAUUAAGAGGCGUCAAGAGGACAGCCCGUAA